This is a messenger RNA of Carassius carassius (crucian carp), 1566 nucleotides long. Its product is annotated as 1-acyl-sn-glycerol-3-phosphate acyltransferase alpha-like. Gene Ontology annotation, molecular function: 1-acylglycerol-3-phosphate O-acyltransferase activity. Bases 269 to 1084 code for a protein of 271 amino acids. NCBI's taxonomy places the organism in Eukaryota, Metazoa, Chordata, Actinopteri, Cypriniformes, Cyprinidae. Gene Ontology annotation, biological process: phosphatidic acid biosynthetic process. Gene Ontology annotation, cellular component: endoplasmic reticulum; membrane. The transcript has 6 exons. The record is from RefSeq and is a predicted model, not a curated record.
CAGUUACACACACAGCAGACGGUCAAAGGUUACGCACGCAUCGCUCUCGGUGGAUAACCCACGCCUUGUUCUUGUUGACAUUCAUCUCAUUCGCCUGAUAUUGCGUAAACGAGAAGUAGAGCGAACACUAAAGUUGCUCAAGGGUGCGACUUGGACGUGGUGUCUGAUGUAGACUCGGUUCUGAGCUGAUCCCUCGCGGUUCCUCCACUCCACACCGCUGACCUUCUAUCAUUUCUCGACAGCCGGGAAAGAGGCGCUGGUCGCGGGCAUGGAUGCCGUGUGGAUGCUCCCUGUGCUGCUGGUGCUCCCGCUCCUGUUAUGGACCAGCAGCACGUUCGUUUUCUAUUUCAAAAAGUGCUUCUAUGUGGCGUACAUGAUGCUGCUGGCCGUUAUCACCAUCCCGAUUUGCAUUCUUAAAAGCGGCGGCAGGGACAUUGAGAAUAUGAGGGUCAUCCGCUUCAUGGUUCGCCAUGUGAAGUACUUCCUUGGUCUGCGCUUUCAGGUCAGUGGUUGGGAACAUCUACAGACAGAUGGACCAUACGUCAUCAUCUCCAACCACCAGUCAUCACUCGAUGUGCUAGGCAUGAUGGAGAUCCUGCCGGACCGCUGCACAAUGAUCGCUAAGAAGGAGCUGAUAUGGGCCGGGACAGUGGGCAUGAUUUGCUGGCUGGGAGGAAUCGUCUUCAUUAAUCGCCAAAAGACCAGCGACGCCAAGAACGUCAUGAGUGAUGCCGCUAAAACCAUGUUGGCCGAUCAGAUCCGAUUGUGGGUGUUUCCAGAAGGCACACGGAAUCAGAACGGCGGGCUUUUGCCUUUUAAAAAGGGAGCGUUUCACCUGGCCAUUCAAGCACAGGUUCCCAUCAUACCCAUCGUCUUCUCUUCCUACAGCAACUUCUACCUACGGAAAGAGAAAGAGUUCAAAUCAGGAACCAUCACUCUGAAAGUCCUACCAAAGAUCGAGACAAAGGGACUGACGGUAGAUGAUGUGACGACGCUCUCAGAGCAAUCCUUCAGUGUCAUGCAUUCAGCCUUCAUGGAGAUCUCCAGCCAAACCGCGCAGAGCAAUGGGCCAUCUUCCCACUGAGCGCCCUUUCAUUUGCUCCGACAACAAGGAUGGCUUGAGACCACGCCGUUGGUAAUCAUGACAACCAGGCGCUUUAGUGUCCUCCCCGCGGUCCUCAUGAAGCAGGAACACAUGUCCAUACAGACAGACACAUGCAUUCACCUUGACUACAGUACAUACAGCAGAUGUUAUCUUAGCCUAGUUUUGAUCUCCCGUUGGACUCCAGGGGGCGCUAAGAGGCAGAACGGUGGGUUUUUCUAGCGUGACGCUUUAACUGCGUCCUCUUUGAUGUUGGUUCGGUUCGGACUGCUUUGGUCGGCGACGGGUUGCGUUUUGCAGCGACGCCCUGAGAACAUCGUAGAUGUGCGUUCGACAUGCAUGCCUUUUCCUCUGUUUCUCUUCCUUCCUUUUGAUCUACCAAGACUCAUUUGUGUAGAUCGCUUUUUCCUCAAAGUACUUUGCUUGCAUUUUGGACAGCCAUCUGUAUUCGUUUUACUUCUGUC